GCUUUUUUGCUGCAAAAUUAUACCUUGAGCACCAUCUCUAUAAUAGAUGCUUUUCGUGGGUGCGUGCCUUUACUGCCAUGAUAUUCACACUCGGCAUUCAAACUACAUCAUUUGUCGAAAGUCAGAAUGCAUGCAUCAAGCGGGUGUUAGAGAAUAGCAACACGUCACUAUGCGAUUUAGGUAAAGUAUUAAUGGAACGUAGCAAAGAGGAACAAAAAAGAAAGCAAUUUGAGAAAUGGAAAAGAGGUGUUCCUUCUAUGACAAAUGCAACUACUAUUUUUUCUUCUAUUGAAUCUUUAGUUAAAUGUUACCUGAAACCAAAUGUUGCACACUUUUUGGCUAAACAAAUGAAGGAAAGUUUAUAUUACACUGCUAGCUAUGCUACAGUUGAAAAAAUCAAAUCACUUACCUCUUACGAAUCUUCACAAAGUGAAGAUAUAGAUGACAAGCCUGAUGCUAUUGUUUUUGAAACAGAAGAGAUUACUGAUGAUGAUUUUAUCGAUGAAAUGCUUUUUUAUGGGAAAGUUUGGGGUCUUGCACAUACUGCUGUAAACAAAUGCAUGUUACAUCAUGAUAAUGAGUUUAUUCU
This is a messenger RNA of Racocetra persica, 589 nucleotides long. The record is from the annotation of a GenBank genome assembly. Lineage: Eukaryota; Fungi; Glomeromycota; Glomeromycetes; Diversisporales; Gigasporaceae.